AUGUCUGUCUCGGCGAUCUUUGGCACCGGAAUCGUCACCGUCGCUGCAUCUCCAGUUCUCCGUCAAUUUCAGGUUCCGAAAUUGGGUAACGGAGGAGUCGGAGGAGGAUUGGGAAUGGUGAUAGAGUGUUCGUCGAGGCCACAGAAGAAAUCAACGGCUCAUCACAGGAAGACGAGGCCGAAGAAGACGCAGCCUUGGGACAUUAAGAGAAAGCCCACCGUUUACGCUCCUCUUCCUCCUCUCCCUGCAGAGUGGACUCCGGUCUCUCUUUCUUCCGAUGACGGUGGUUCCACCGCCGUUGCCGGAGAUUUGGUCUCAGGCGCUGCUGCCUAG
Messenger RNA from Arabis nemorensis, 333 nucleotides. The record is from the annotation of a GenBank genome assembly. NCBI's taxonomy places the organism in Eukaryota, Viridiplantae, Streptophyta, Magnoliopsida, Brassicales, Brassicaceae.